AUUCCAGAGGAAGAUGUUGCGUCACAAAUGUUUUUUCUUUGUUUUUGUGCAGUUUGUCAUGUCUGGAACGGCGCGCGGCUCCUCCUGAGGAGCUGCAGGAGGACGCAGGCGGAGCGGAGGUGUCCGCCCCUCUCUGAGAAGUAAAGAGUUAACGGAGCGGCGGUGGGCUUGCCCAUUCUCCGCUGUGAGUGACGCGAUCAUCUCUAUUAUCCCUCAACUUUGCCUGUUGCCAGACCAGGCAGCAGAGGUGGACGCGGGCUGUGCGCGCCGCCGCUCUCUGCGCCAUCCGGCCGGUCCUCUUUGUUUCUGACUUUUGCGCGCAGGCGGCUUUUUUUCUUUCUUUUUCCCGGCGAUGGUUUGUAGUUUUCUUCUCCGUCGGACCCCCCGAUGCUGCGCAGUCUACUCCACGAAGGCGUAAAUCUCUCUUGAGGAGAGGUGGAUCUUCCCGGAUACGGAGGAGGGGGGGCGAGCUGCAUGAAAGCCUGAGAAAAGCCGCCGACAGAAGGAGUCUGUGACGGAACCCUCGCUCCUGAAAUGCCUCGGAGGAAGCAGGAGGCGCCGAAGCGCGCGGCAGCUUAUUCUCCCGAGGAGCUGACGGAGCACAACGCCGAGGAAGCGGAAGGAAGAGUGCUACCCUCAGUCCCUCAGGAUGACCUUCCCAUGAAAGAUGAGUACGCGGAGCAAAACAUUCAGACUGCCAAGGAGAAGCAAUGCGACCAGGAAUCGGCCGAGGCCACAGAGCUCUCUGGACACGAGGUGGACAGCGAGUCGCAUGCAAGCGAGGCGAGUGAGCGCCUCUCGGACUCGGAGAGCCCCUCCGGGAAAGCUGAGGCCAACUUCUCUCUGAACACUGACUCCCAAACUUCCUCUUUAGGCACGGACACCUUAGAGCAAAUGAAGGCUAUCUACUCCAGCUUCCUAACCAGUCCCUUGUGGUCCCCUCUGAACUUAAACUCCGCCCCCACACAGGUGCAGCCGUCUACAGAGAAGCCUGCUCGCAGCAGCAGCACCAGCAGCAGCAGCAGCUGCAGCAGCGGUAGCUACGACUGGCACCAGUCGGCAGUGGCAAAGACACUACAGCAGCAGCCUCCUCCUCAGAACCGUCAGCAGGCUCCGUCUGAGCCCAGCCUCUUCAGCACCGUCCAGCUCCACAGGCAAAACCCGCGGCUGUUCGGCUCCAUCUUCACCGGGGCCAGCAAGUUCCGCUGUAAGGGCUGCAGCGCAGCCUACGACACUCUGGUGGAGCUGACAGUGCACAUGAACGACACGGGCCACUACCGCGAUGACAACCAGGACAAGGCGGGCAGUGGCGCAAAGCGCUGGUCCAAACCACGCAAGCGGUCCCUGCUGGAAAUGGAGGGCAAGGAAGAUGCCCAAAAAGUCCUGAAGUGCAUGUACUGCGGUCACUCCUUUGAGUCCCUGCAGGACCUCAGCGUCCACAUGAUCAAGACCAAACACUACCAGAAAGUGCCUUUGAAGGAGCCCAUGGCUCCCGUGGCAGCCAAAAUCAUGUCCUCCAAGAAAAGAGGCUUUGUAGGUUUAGACCUCACCUCUGCCCACCGAUCCAGAGAGGGGACCCCCAAGUCAAAAGCAGACCCCAGUGAGCCCUCCCAGAAAGCCCCCUCCGGCCCUCAGAGCACUUCCAAUCACCGCUACGGUCACCAAAACGGUGCCAGCUAUACGUGGCAGUUUGAGUCCAAUAAAUUGCAAAUCCUGAAGUGUAUAGAGUGUGGCAACUCUUACAACACCCUGCAGGAGCUGAGGACCCACAUGAUGGUGACGGGGCACUUCCUGCGGGUCAACAGCUCCGUGGUGAAGAGAAUCAAAACGUUUCCAGAGGCCACGUCUCCCAACCCGGUGAGGGUGACCACCCCGCCAGAACAAAAGGUCCAGUCCGUGCCGCUUGCUCCCUCCGCCUUCUCUUCGCAACCCCUUCAGACCACCUCCCCGGCCCCCUCCCUCCCUCUCAAAAAGAUCAAGAAAGAAGAGGUUGAAGAGGAGUGCACUAAACAGGAGGCUGUCGAGACGGAGAAGUUAGUCCCGGUGUCUGUGAGCAAGGAGGAGGAUGCUGAGAAGGAGGAAAAAUAUGACAUUUCAAAGUACAACUAUCUCACAGAGGAGGACCUGAAGGAGAGCCCUAAGGGGGGGCUAGAUAUUCUCAAAUCACUUGAAAACACUGUGACAUCAGCCAUCAACAAGGCACAGAGUGGGAAUCCAAGCUGGGGGGGCUAUCAGAGCAUCCAUGCUGCCUACCAGUUCCCCAACGCCCUCAAGGCCCAACAAGGCAGCAUGGAGAAGAACUCCCAAGUGAAGUUCUUCCUCAACGGAGGAGAAGGAGUGUUGUCGUCCUACGCCAAGAACCAGCCCCUUGUCUCCCCAUUACUGAGUCCGCCCUCCUCGUUUUCCACCAACAACUUCCAAGCUAUGGAGGAUUUGGUGCGGAAGGUGACGGAGAAGGUCGCGAAAAUAGAGCAAAGGGUUAAGCAGCUUUCUCCGAAGAGGGAGAACCAACCGUCUCCAUGCAGUAGCGAGGCCGGAGAGGUUGACUCACCUCGGGAAUGGAGGGACGUCACACCAGCCAACAGUGACAGGGGGAGCCAUAGCAACAGAGCAUCUCCGGCAACGGAGCCCAAGAGGGACCCAGCAGCCAGCUCGCCUCUUGCCUCCACGCUAAGAUGCAGCACUGCCAUCAUCACCGCUCACGCCGCUCCGGAGCAGCCCUUCGUUAACCCACUAAGUGCUCUUCAGUCAGUAAUGAACAUACACUUGGGAAAAGCAGCCAAGCCCUCUUUGCCAAACCAGGAUCCCCUGAGUCUGCUCUCCAGACUCAGCCAGAGCAUGACGGAGAAGGCUGCUGUGGCCACUCCUCCGUCGCAGACCAAAAAGCCAGACGGCGUUGCCCACAACAGUUUGUGUCAGCCCGGUGACGACCAGCCAAUGGACCUGACGAAGAGCAAGAACGAUAAAGGAAGCUCUGUCGCCUCGGCCCCCCUGACGCCCUCGUCCACAGCCUCCUCCGUCUCCCCCAUUUCGCUCGUUACCCCUGCAAAGCUAACAGUGGUCUCCCCCUACACCUCCAGCAGCCCCCUCCAUGAAAACGCCCUGUCAGACAUCUCCGACAUGCUCAGAAACCUGACCCAGUCCCACCCCAUAGCCAAGCCUCCUCCUCGGCCCCGGGCCGCCGACCGGACAGAAGUCGUAGGGUCCACGCGUGAAGAGGACGACACAUCCCUGCACGGCCAUAAACGCAAGGGCCGCCACUCCAACUGGAACCCGCAGCACCUACUCCUUCUGCAGGCCCAGUUCGCCUCCAGCCUGAGGCAGACGUCAGACGGGAAAUAUAUCAUCAAUGACCUCAGCCCGCAAGAACGGAUGCACAUAUCUCGCUUCACCGGACUCUCCAUGACCACCAUCAGCCACUGGCUGGCCAACGUCAAGUACCAGCUGAGGAGAACAGGUCGAACAAAGUUCCUAAAGAACCUGGACUCGGGUCAGCCCACGUUCUUCUGCAGCGACUGUGCCUCGCAGAUACGAACCCCGGCAGCGUACGUGUGUCACCUGGAAGCCCACCUGGGCUUCAGGGUGAAGGAUCUGGCCAAGCUGUCCCCCAAACAGACUUUCAAAGACUCCAACGCCCUCAGCGAGAAGGUCAUUCCGCUGGAGUCCCUACUGUCCCCCCAAUCAGAGGACGACUGCACCGGCUCCGUGUACCGCUGCCAGCUCUGCGUCCGCAAGUUCGCCACCAAGCACGCCAUCAAACUCCACCUCAGCAAGAGCCACGGGAAGUCUCCGGAGGACCACCUGCUGUACGUGUGUGAACUAGACAAACAUUAAGUUCUUCUCAGCUGUCAACAUUCAUCCCAAAAAGACUGUUCAAAAGAGUCUUUGAGUGCGCACAAAGACACCACGAACUACUGUUGUCAGCACAAGCUGUUUACAUCUGUUGGGCCUGAAAGCAUUUCUGAUUUCCAAAAUGUUUCUUUCACUUCAGAGUAUACUGUGUGUCAGUAAGUUUCAGCUGUCGGCGUACACCUCGAGAAACGACAGACGUGAAUCUUUUGACUCGAAGGUCAACUUGAAAUGUAUUAACUUUAUUGUAUUUAUUUUGUACUUUUGUGCAUUUGUUUUUCAGUUGCUGGUAGUCUGCAUGUCUUACAUUUGUACAGUCCUGUUGGGAUUUUAAAAUGCGUGCCCUUUUUAGCAGCCACAUUCAUGGUAAAGUUCAUUUUGAAAGAAGAACCUGCAGAAUUUCAUCUCUCUUUUUUUAUGUUUUUUUUUCUGUACAGCUUUUGCGUUUCCUCACUGAUUGUAAAAAAAAAAAAAAAUCUGCCUUAUUCGUUAUCAUUGAGUAAGGGGCACUUAAAAACCAGGUCUGUGUAAAAAUGUAUAUAUAUAUUGUGUAAGCUUACGAUUUGCUGUCUAAAUUAUGCAUACUUGUUAUAUUUCCUAAUUUAAGAGGACUAUGACUAUCCACUGGUGCAGAGACUUUGAAGAAGAGAAAAAGGACACUGUUUUGCACAAUAGUUUUAUAAAAAGUUAUUUGAUAAGUAAAAAAAGACACAUACAAAUAUGUUAAUGCCUUGUGCUUCUAUGAUUAAAUUGAAUUAAUUCCUGAAAA
This is a messenger RNA of Oryzias melastigma (Indian medaka), 4618 nucleotides long. It is a transcript of the gene tshz3a, whose product is annotated as teashirt zinc finger homeobox 3a. NCBI's taxonomy places the organism in Eukaryota, Metazoa, Chordata, Actinopteri, Beloniformes, Adrianichthyidae. Gene Ontology annotation, molecular function: DNA binding; DNA-binding transcription factor activity, RNA polymerase II-specific. Gene Ontology annotation, cellular component: nucleus. Gene Ontology annotation, biological process: regulation of transcription by RNA polymerase II. The record is from RefSeq and is a predicted model, not a curated record. The transcript has 2 exons. Bases 535 to 3834 code for a protein of 1099 amino acids.